CAGUGACUUCCACUGCUAGACUAAAGGAAACAAGAAAGAUAAAGAACAAAGCAAAAUACAAGCUUUUUUUCCUUAACCCUAAACACAGCAGAUUUUACUUUUGCAAGUGGGAAAGGUAGGGAUAGUACAUUUUCAGACAUUGUCCAUGGAAUACCACUCGUGUAUCUUCUUGAGGUGUGAGGCAGCUUUGUGUUUUUGACUUUUAAGCAUUAUUCUAAUUUUUUUUAAAUCAUCAGUAUUCCUCAAAAUAUCUGAGUACUGAAUUCCCUUACUGAAUUACUUUUAUAAAGACGAAGCUCCCCUAAGGAGGUUGGAGUGAAUCAGUCUUUGUCAAAGAGGAAAAGAGGGGAAAACUUCUCUUGUCAUCUGGAUACUUCAUUGGCGCAAGGGCAGAAUGGUGUGCUUGAGCUUCUUGAUAAGCCACAUGUUGCUGCUGUCUCUAGCAGAAGCUGAAAAGCUGUACCACAGCCGGGAUCACUCAGAUAUUCAGCUCUCCCCUGGGAGUCAAGCUGGCCCAAUCCUGACUUCAAAGUUUGCAAAGCAAUAUCUAGAUAGGUAUGGAUGGAUUAAGCCUGUAAAUUGGGAGUCAUUGGAGUACCAUGAUGUACCGAUACCCCGAGAAGAAGAUCCUGCCCCUCCAGACAUCCUGUCCUUUAUAUCAGAAGGGCGGUCAAUGGGAAGGUACAUCGAUGAACCACCACCCACAGAGCUCACUCCAGACCCAAGCUUCAUCAAGGCUCUCAAGCGCUUCCAGGAGGCCAACAGCCUGCCUGUGACGGGUCUCCUUGACAGUGUCACCAAGGUGGCUAUGAAUAGACCCAGAUGUGGUGUGCCAGAUCACAAAGCCUCACCAGAAGUGAAAAGUCCAGAACAUUCCAACAUAGUCAAUGGGAACUCAACUGCUCUUGCAAGUCAUCUCAGUGCUGGCAAUGACACAGUCAUAAAGAGCUUCGACCAAUCGGAUGAUACUAGUACCUCCAAUUACAACACCAACAACAGCAUGGGGCACCACAGAGAGAAACGCUUUCUCCAGAGGCUGGUAGAUUAUUCACACAGGAAACACAGAGCUGCAGACUACAUUGACAACAACACCAAUGGGCUAGGAUUCUCCAAGGCUACUCUUAAAUGGAGGCUUCUCGGGGAGGGCUACAGUGCCUGGCUCCCUAUUGAUGACCAAAGGUACACCCUGAAACAGGCUUUCCGAAUGUGGAGUGAGGUAAUGCCCCUGAAUUUUGAAGAGGAUCUUACCUCCCUGGCCAGUCAAAUUGACAUCAAGCUGGGCUUUGGGACCCGAAGGCACCUUGGCUGCUCCCAGGCUUUUGAUGGCACAGGGCAGGUAUUUGCACAUGCCUGGCACUUGGGGGAUAUACAUUUUGAUGACGAUGAGCAUUUUGUGCCCCCCAAGAGCGAUCAAGGAAUAAGCCUACUAAAGGUGGCGGUGCAUGAAAUAGGCCAUGUCCUCGGACUGUCCCAUAUCAACAGGCCAGGCUCUGUAAUGCAGGCCAACUACAUACCUCAGGAUGCUAAUCUAGAACUUGACUGGAUGGACAGGAAGGCUAUUCAACAAAUAUAUGGUGCCUGUGAGAACAGUUUCAGCACAGUUUUUGACUGGGUCUACAAAGAGAUGAACCAGUUUGGAGAGCUGGCUUACCGCUUCAACACCUACUUUUUCCGGAACAGCUGGUACUGGAUGUACGAGAACCGCAACAACAGAACUCGCUAUGGUGAUCCCAAUGUACUAGGUGUAGGGUGGCGUGGGAUACCGUCCUCUGACAUAGACGGAUUUGUCCACAUUUGGACAUGGAAUAAAGAUUACACUCUUUUCUUUAAAGGCACACAGUACUGGCGAUAUGACAGUGAGAAUGAUCAGGCUUAUACUGAAGAUCCUCAAGGAGAAGCAUACCCUAAACUCAUAAGUGACGGCUUCCCAGAAAUCCCUAGCCCCAUCGACUCAGCCUUCUUCGACAAACGGGAUCACAACAUCUAUUUCUUUAGGGGAAACAAUGUCACUGCCUUCAAUGUCGAGCUCGGUAGUAGGGUUGCUGGCUACCCCAGGCGGAUUGUUGAUGUUUUCCCUGCGGUUGUGGCUGAUGAUCACCCGGUGGGCAACCUGAAUGCCGUCUACUUCUCUUAUUACAACCAGGCAAUCUACUUCUUCAAAGACAGGGUCUUCUGGAAGAUGGUGGAUGACAAAGAGCGACUCGCCAACCCAGCUCUGCCAUACAACGGUCUACUACCUCACCACAAGAUAAGUGAGCAGUGGUUUGACAUCUGCGAUGUUCACCCAUCCAUGCUCAACGUGGUUUCAACCAGUACAGCUAACAAUUAAAAAUACGAUAAACAAUGAAAACAUUUCAAAGCUGGUCCAAUCUGGCAUCAAAAGAUUCAGGUUUUAGUUAUGACCAGGCCGUAAUUAGUAAUUUGGGACACAAAUUAAAGCUUUUGUGGGAUGUGGUGUUUUGGUGCAGAACGGCUGCUGUAAUCUGUGCUACAAGGGAUUGUAGUAGUCUGCAAUAGAGCUGGACAUCAGUAGGUGCUUGAUUGCUUGGUGGUCUACUGUUUGUUAAGCCCUUUUGUAACAUUAGGUUUGAUUCUCAAAGCUAUUUACUCCAAAUCGCCAUUAGUGCCAUUUCUCAGAAGAAAAAAAAAACAUCAAUUACAAUUAAUGAAAACAGCUUAAGACUAGUAACAAGCACCAACAUUAAGCGUCUGGCUUAGUUUUCUGGUUUGGUAACUUUAUUGUGAGUUUUUCCUUUCUGAAAAAAAAAUUGUGCUCAUGACAAUUUGGAGCAAAGUGCUCCGAGAAGCCCAUUAUGUCCUGUAUUAUGUAAUGGGCCCUAUUUUUUUUAAAAUAUUAAUAAAAUUAUGUUUUAUCCCCAAAGAACUAUAAUUGUUAAAAGGAACCAACAAACAGUUUUAUGGAUAUCAAACGUUAUUUUAUCCAUUGCAAAAUAUUUUUAAAAUAUGUUUCUUACACAUUGAAUGUGAAUGCCCGUAAUCCUUUCAGAUCUCAUAGAAGUUUGUUUGACAGUAUUCAGGGAUUGGCCUGUACAAUUUCUGACUUCUAUUAUGAAAUCUUUUUGCACGAUACAAUCCUAACUCUAACCCUAGCCCUUUUCUGAUAUAAUUGUGUACUUACAUAUAUCGUGCAAAAAGAUUUACCCAUUAAGUAAUUUGUAUCUAUGCUUAAUAACAUUUAAAUUAAGUGUAAAUAUUGUAAGGCAGAAUGAUAUAUUCACCCUCUAAUUGAGCAUAGACAUUACUAUAUACUAUUCUCAAAAUAUUCCUUAAAUUCAAGUCAAAGGAUUUUUUUUGUGAAAAAUUUUCACAGUAAUUUGUCUGUGAAUACUGGCGUUUUUAUGAACUCAUUAAUAUCCAUACAUAAUUAACACAAAAUAUUAUAAAUAUUAUUGAUUCAAAACUUACUUAAGAAUCAAUAGUGAUAUUUGUGUACUUCUAUUUUUAUAUUAUCAAAUGAAAUAGCUUAACAGUGAUGAGUGGUGUCUUUUAGGCCUGAGAAACUUCCAGAAAUACAGUAAAGUGUGUGUUAUACAUUUUUAAAUAUAGUUUACUGUCUAUAUGCUGUAUGUGCUAUUUAGUGUGUGUUUUUUCUAUCAAGGCAUCCUAUCCUUACUUUGACAAAAACACAUACUGUAUAUGAUAAUUAAGGAAGCCCUGUAAAAAUAGUAAAUGUAGCAUUGCCACCUGAACGACAAUAAGCAGUCACUGUCUCUGAGGAGAUUUUUAUUUUAUUUUUAUUUUUUUCUGCCAAUGGCAGUACUAUUGAAUAAGCAGCAAGAAACGUUCAUUCAUUUUGGUGACUGCUGUUGCUGGUUCACUAUUUAUGUAAUGCAUGUGAUUUACACUAUUAAAACUAUACCCAUAAUAACAACUACGGUAUUUUAAUACCUACAAAAGUGCAAAACAUAUUACCUCACUUUCUGUAAAAACAUGUAUUAGCUGCAUGUGGAAUUAUCACAAUUACCUGUCAGUUCUAAGCUGUUUUGCCCACCAGGAGCGGUCUUUUCAUUUUAGUAUUUCUGUAACAGUGUUUACUGCUGUUAGCACCUGACAAGUGGCUGGCAAGCCAUGCACUUACUGUAUGUACACAAAUCUUUAUGAAUAAAUUAAAUCGUUUUGAAGCCAGAUCCCUGUGUUUUGGGUUACUUUCAACAGCAGAAUUAUGGGGGGGAAACAUAUCUUACUUGUUGUUUAAAGGGAUCAUUGUAGCAUGUUACUAUUGAAAGAGUACACUAUGAGGCUUACAUUCUGUUUCAGGUACCUGAAGUACUUUUAGAGGCAACAAGCCACCUAGGGCAAGCUUAACACAGGAUUCUCAGAGACAUGCCCCCAUACAAAAAAAAAAAAAAAAAAAAAAAAA
Acipenser ruthenus (sterlet) is the source of this 4381-nucleotide messenger RNA. Its product is annotated as matrix metalloproteinase-21-like. Gene Ontology annotation, biological process: proteolysis; collagen catabolic process; extracellular matrix organization. Gene Ontology annotation, molecular function: zinc ion binding; metalloendopeptidase activity. The record is from RefSeq and is a predicted model, not a curated record. The coding region runs from base 395 to 2329 and encodes 644 amino acids. Lineage: Eukaryota; Metazoa; Chordata; Actinopteri; Acipenseriformes; Acipenseridae. The transcript is spliced from 8 exons. Gene Ontology annotation, cellular component: extracellular matrix.